GCACUGUGGCUUUGUCUGUUUCCUGUUUCAGCAAAGGCUGCUGUGCAAAAAGAAAGACCGUACUAACAAGGGAAACGCUAAGGGGGCCCGGAGCCACAGAUUGAGAGCUUGCACUUUACUCAGCUGUCCUACCCCAUCUGAGACCAGAGCCACGAUCUGCCCAGGAGCUGGAAUGCUCUCCUGAGUUGUUUGGUUUGGAGCCUGAGACCCAAGGCCCCUCUCUCCUAAGCUCACACUGGGAGCUGUGCCCCCCAGCAGCCAGACCUAUGCGGGAAGCCCCUCACUGCACACACAGACAGGAAUCAGGAGCAGACUUGGAAAGGCGGCAACAAACCACUGUCAGACCCAGGGAGCUAUUCCAGGAACUGGAAGCCAAGCACAACAGGUGCUCAGGAGGUCAUCAUGAUCAGCCCGGACCCGAGGCCUUCCCCUCGCUUGGCCCGGUGGGCUGAGAGCUACGAGGCCAAGUGUGAGCGCCGGCAGGAGACCCGUGAGAGCCGCCGCUGCCGCCCCAAUGUGACCACUUGCCGCCAGGUGGGGAAGGCACUGAGGCUCCAGCAAAGAGAGCAGCUCCAGAGAGCACGACAACAGGAGUUCUUCAGGAGGAGGAACUUGGAGGUGGAGGAGAAAGGCAAGACCCAGAGCCCCAGGGCCAAGGAGCGAGGUCCCUCCAGGAGGCCAGGCCAGCCAACUGACCUCAAAGAACCCUUGUCUGGGGCCCACAGGAUCUCUUCCCCCCAGCAGCAGGUGUCAGACACCAGCUCUGAGAUCUUUCGAACCCAGCGUCACCCUCCCUCAGGCACCUGGAGGGAUCUACCUGACCGCCUCUCCCAGGCCAGGGACUUUUCACCGAAGGACUCUCCCACCAAAAAAACACCCCAGCACCAUCGCGGCACUCAGACAAAGGCCGAAGCAGCCCAGCCAACAAUUAAGAAUGAUGCCAGUCAGCAAACCAAUUACGGAGUUGCGGUUCUGGAUAAGGAAAUCAUCCAACUUUCUGAGUACCUCAAAGAGGCCUUACAAAGGGAGCUGGUUCUAAAACAGAAAAUGGUGAUUCUCCAAGACCUACUCUCCACUCUGAUAAGGGCCUCUGACAACUCUUGGAAGGGCCAGCUUAACGAAGACAAAUUGAAGGGCAAACUGAGAUCUUUAGAAAACCAGCUGUACGCCUGUACCCAGAAAUACCCACCUUGGGGAAUGAAAAAGGUGUUAUUGGAGAUGGAAGACCAGAAAAACAACUAUGAGCAGAAAGCCAAGGAGUCACUGCAGAAGGUGCUGGAGGAGAAAAUGAGCGCGGAGCAGCAACUGCAGAGCACACAGCGGUCACUGGCUCUGGCCGAGCAGAAGUGUGAAGAGUGGAGGAGCCAGUAUGAAGCUCUGAAGGAGGACUGGAGGAACCUGGGGACCCAGCACAGAGAGCUGGAGAGCCAACUCCACGUGCUCCAGUCCAAACUGCAGGGAGCAGACAGUAGAGACCUACAGAUGAACCAGGCUCUGCGACUUCUGGAAAAUGAGCACCAGGAACUGCAGGCCAAGAUUGAACACCUGCAGGGGGACAGAGAUCUGUACAGCUCGGAUACCCUGCACCUACAAGAUCAACUGAAGAGGUUAGAGGAGGAGAAACUCGCCCUGGUGGCCCAAGUACAGCAGCUGCAGGGUUUGCUCCAGAAUCAAUCUUUACAGCUUCAAGAACAGGAGAAACUCUUAACAAAGAAAGAUCAGGCUUUGCCUGUGUGGAGUCCAAAGCCCUCCCAUUAUGAAGUGGAACCUGAGGGUACAGGGAAGGAGAAAGAAUGGGAUUUCAGAGACCAGCUGCAAAAGAAGACUUUGCAGCUCCAGGCCAAGGAAAAGGAGUGCAAAGAACUGCAUUCGGAGUUAGACAACCUCAGUGACGAGUAUCUCUCCUGCCUGCGUAAGCUGCAGCACUGUCAAGAAGAGCUGAACCACAGCCAACAGCUGCCUCCCAGAGUAAGAGGGUCUAUCCUCCCAGGUUGUCCUGGAUGUUGGUGGGAUGGCUCCUCCUUUAGCCAAAUCCUGCAGAUAAAGUUUAUCAGCCCGUGCCAACAUCUGGCCAGCCUGUUCCAUUCAACUUGGUUUACAUGCUUGAUAGUAUAA
This is a messenger RNA of Lutra lutra (Eurasian river otter), 2115 nucleotides long. RefSeq names its product TRAF3 interacting protein 3 (gene TRAF3IP3). NCBI's taxonomy places the organism in Eukaryota, Metazoa, Chordata, Mammalia, Carnivora, Mustelidae. The transcript is spliced from 16 exons. The record is from RefSeq and is a predicted model, not a curated record. Bases 403 to 2115 code for a protein of 570 amino acids.